Messenger RNA from Glarea lozoyensis ATCC 20868, 447 nucleotides. RefSeq lists its product as uncharacterized. The coding region runs from base 1 to 447 and encodes 148 amino acids. Lineage: Eukaryota; Fungi; Ascomycota; Leotiomycetes; Helotiales; Helotiaceae. The record is from RefSeq and is a predicted model, not a curated record. The transcript is spliced from 2 exons.
AUGUCUGACGGUGAAAAGCAAAACAACACUAUGGAGGCGGACUACGAGUACGAGUCGGAGGAAGAAGAGCAACCUCAACAAGAGCAACAGGUCGCGGAAAAGCAACAACCUCAGCAGCAGCAGCAAGGCCAGCGAACAAUGCAGAGAAUGCCACAGCAAAACCAACAGAACGGUCAGCAAAUGCAGCAACAGCAGCAGCAACCACAACAAAACAUGGUUCCUAUGGACCAGCGAGUAACGGGUAACAUGGGUGGCCGAACCGGUGCGAUUAGAGAGUCAAGAAUCAAGGAUCGUCCGCAGCCAAAGGAAUCCAGAGACAGCAGUUUGAAGAUCAAGAUCGAGCUUGAUUUAGAAGUCGAGGUAAAUAAAACCCGCCCCCAUCACCCACUCCCAGCGUCUUAUUUAUUGCUCAGGUGGAUCUGUAUGCGAGAGUCAAGGGUGAUGUGA